Molecule: messenger RNA, 594 nt
Organism: Didymodactylos carnosus
Lineage: Eukaryota; Metazoa; Rotifera; Eurotatoria; Philodinida; Philodinidae
Source: the annotation of a GenBank genome assembly
AUGACUGAUGAAGAAACAGAUGAUGCUACUACAACGACGGUAACUGAUGGUCCAUCAGACAUACCCGAUCUUACAGAUUUUAAUAUUGAUGGUGAUAACGUUAAAAGAAAUUAUGGUGUCAGUGUUAUUCUUUCACAACAGGCAAGUCGAUUCUCAAUGCCAUUUGAUUUGAAACAAUUUGAAACUUUGACACCAAGGGAAUAUUUGGAAAAAUAUUGCCGAGUCAGUAAUAGACGACAUGCACUAUACAAACGAAUAUUUGAUAAACAUAAAGGAACAGACGGUGAAUUGACAACGAAGGUCUUGUCCGAGGCACUAUCUGAUGCUUAUAUGCGUACGGUAGAUCAUCAAUAUAUUCAACAAGUUAUUCUCUUAUUAGAUCUGAAAAGUGGAGAUAAAAUUACGUUUGCACAAUUUGAAGGAAUUGCGGCCUUUUCAGAACGAUACUUUUUUAAUGUUUUUGCACGAGCUGAAACAGCAGAAGUCGCAUUACAAAAAGAUAUAAUAGAACGAUUAGAUUUUUCAGCGUUAAAAUGGAAACUGCAUGGAAUUAAGAUUACAAAUCAAUUAAGACAUAUUUUAAAACUUAUUUAG